Messenger RNA from Teleopsis dalmanni, 2226 nucleotides. Its product is annotated as transient receptor potential cation channel trpm-like. Gene Ontology annotation, biological process: monoatomic cation transmembrane transport. The record is from RefSeq and is a predicted model, not a curated record. Lineage: Eukaryota; Metazoa; Arthropoda; Insecta; Diptera; Diopsidae. Gene Ontology annotation, molecular function: monoatomic cation channel activity. The coding region runs from base 1 to 2226 and encodes 741 amino acids. The transcript is spliced from 16 exons.
AUGGGAAAGGGUUUUAAGAACGACUGGGUCUACGUCUCAGUGCCACUCGUCAACUACGACGAACAAGUGCCGUUUACCACCCCUAAAGCAGAUCCCAACGGGUUACAACAACAACAACAUGAAACUCCAUGUUAUGUGCGCUUGUCUUUUGAUACCCGUCCAGAACUCUUGGUGCAACUCUUUACAAAAGAAUGGAAUCUGGAACUGCCUAAAUUACUUAUAACUGUACAAGGUGGCAAAGCCAAUUUUGAACUGCAACCAAAGCUGAAAAAGGAAAUUCGUAAAGGUUUAUUAAAAGCUGCCAAAACAACGGGUGCUUGGAUUUUCACUGGCGGCACAAAUACAGGUGUUACGAAACAAGUUGGAGAUGCGUUGUUAUUGGAGGGCCAACAGCGUUCCGGACGUGUUGUUAGCAUUGGUAUUGCACCGUGGGGCAUUGUGGAACGUAAUCAUGAGUUACUCGGCCAUAAUCGUGAGGUGCCUUGUCAUAGCAUAAGUUCCCCCAGAUCAAAGCUAGCUGUGUUGAAUAAUCGUCAUGCAUACUUCUUGUUGGUAGACAAUGGCACACAAGCCAAAUAUGGCGCCGAAUUGAUACUAAGAAGAAAAUUGGAAAAAUUCAUCUCAAAUCUAAAACUACAUCCAUUUACACAUUCCAGCACACCCGUGGUUUGUCUUGUCAUCGAAGGAGGUACGAAUACUAUACGUGCAGUGCUCGAGUACGUGACAGAUACGCCGCCGGUACCUGUUGUGGUAUGUGACGGUUCUGGUCGUGCUGCCGAUUUAAUCGCUUUUGUGCAUAAAUAUGCGUCAGAUGGUGAUGAGCAGCCUGUGCUGGAGUCCAUGCGGGAUUACUUAAUUGGCACAAUACAAAAAACUUUCGAAGUUGCCAUGGAUCAGGCCGAAAAACUUUAUCAGGAACUUUUGCAGUGUACACGCAAUAAAAAUUUGAUUACAGUUUUCCGUAUACAAGAGAAGCCCGAAGGCGAAGCGCAAGAAUUGGAUCAAACUAUACUAACCGCACUGUUUAAGUCACAGCACUUAAGUCCACCGGAACAGCUUAGUCUGGCGUUAACUUGGAAUCGUGUUGAUAUCGCACGUAGUGAGAUUUUUGUCUAUGGACAGGAAUGGCCACACGGUGCCUUGGAUGAAGCGAUGAUGCAGGCACUUGAACACGACAGAAUCGAUUUUGUUAAACUGCUUUUGGAAAAUGGUGUCUCAAUGAAAAAAUUCUUAACAAUACCAAGACUUGAAGAGUUGUACAAUACAAAGCACGGCCCUGCGAAUACUCUGGGUUACAUACUACGCGAUGUUCGUCCACAUAUUCCAAAAGGUUAUAUAUACACCUUACAUGAUAUUGGUUUGGUUAUAAACAAACUAAUGGGUGGCGCUUACAGGUCCUAUUAUACGCGCCGAAAAUUUCGUCCUAUUUACGCAAAAGUUAUGAAUAGUUAUGCCAAUGCACAUCGUAAAUCCUCUACAUAUCAAAGAUGUGCCGGAGCAAAUUCAUUGAGUUUGGUCACAGGACUGUUGCCCUUUACAUCGGAAAUGGCACUUUUUGAGUUUCCAUUCAAUGAACUCUUGAUUUGGGCUGUGUUAACGAAACGUCAACAAAUGGCACUGCUAAUGUGGACUCAUGGUGAGGAGGCGUUAGCCAAAUCACUGGUUGCCUGCAAAUUGUACAAAGCCAUGGCACAUGAAGCAGCUGAGGAUGAUUUAGAUACGGAAAUUUACGAUGAAUUGCGUGCAUACGCCAAAGAAUUCGAAAGCAAAGGUAUCAAAUUACUGGAUUUUAGCUAUCGUACAGAUGCAGAAAAAGCGCAACGUUUAUUGACAUGCGAACUACAUUCAUGGUCAAAUCAAAGUUGUCUCUCAUUAGCAGUCGCUGCCAACCAUCGUGCACUUUUAGCGCAUCCUUGCAGUCAAGUUAUAUUAGCGGAUCUCUGGAUGGGUGGCCUACGUACACGAAAAAAUACAAAUUUAAAGGUUAUUUUGGGUUUAGUUAUGCCAUUUUAUAUAAAAUGCCUCGACUUUAAAACAAAAGAAGAGCUGCAGCAAAUGCCACAAACUGAAGAAGAGCACUUGGAAAAUCAAAAUUUAGAUAAUGACGAUUCAGAUCGCUCACAUCCUGAUGCAGAGAAUGCUCUUACAAAAGCGAAAAGAACUAUUUCAAUGAAAUGUAGGAUGACGAGUAACAAUAAUCCCGAAAAGGUAGUAAAUCCAAAAUAA